Messenger RNA from Phlebotomus argentipes, 2254 nucleotides. Its product is annotated as major facilitator superfamily domain-containing protein 6. Gene Ontology annotation, cellular component: membrane. The transcript has 4 exons. Lineage: Eukaryota; Metazoa; Arthropoda; Insecta; Diptera; Psychodidae. The coding region runs from base 606 to 2132 and encodes 508 amino acids. Gene Ontology annotation, molecular function: transmembrane transporter activity. The record is from RefSeq and is a predicted model, not a curated record.
AUUACGUUUUCCAUGGAAUUUUUGCAAAGAAAGUGAAUUUAUGGGCGGAGCAUUCUUGUGGGCGGAGCUUAUUAAGGACAUCAAGCAGAAAAUGAGUCAAACAUUCCUCAAGCAGCAAGAUUCUUCAGGUUUUUCCCCGGUUCAGUUCGCUCUCUCGCGAUCUUUUAUGAGCUUUUUCGUCUCGUGUCGCGCGAUUGCAUUUCAAUAAUAUUGUUGUCAUUAACAUUCCAUCGAUCUGCAGCUUGUCGUGAUUGUCACUCGCGAGUGUCGCUGAAAAGUUGGGAAAAUUGCUCUUCUUUGUGUGGUUUUUUUUCUCAGUGUCCCGCGCAAUUGAUUCACCGCAAAAAUUGCUGCUUGAAUUUCAAUCAAGGCUGAGGGAAUCUAUUAGCGGGAGAAGAAACGCUGAGCCAGUGAAUAUUGAGACUUGGUGGGAUUUACAUAAGAACUGCGAUUCGGACGCUGCAAAGAGUGCCAAAAAGUCAUCUUUCUCGGAAUGCAAUUUCUGGCGUGAGAGGUGAAAUUUGUCGGGAGUCUCAGUCUCUCUGGAAGCGGACUUUCGCCGGCGAAGAAUGUGAGUGAAAAUCCCGAACAAGAAGCGCGCCAAGAUGUUUCACGUGAAUCUGAAGCUGCUGCCCAUCAAGGCGCACUACUUCUUCUUCAUGGCCGCCAUGGGACCAAUUCUGCCGCAGAUCAACGUGAUCGGGAAGCAAAUGGGCAUUCCGCCGGACAUCAUGGGCCUCAUCACGUCCAUCCUGCCCAUCAUGUACGUCCUGGCGAAGCCAGUGGUCGGCUUUCUGGCGGACUUCUUCACGAGUCUCAGGAAAGUGAUCUUCAUGGCAAUCAUCGUGAUGAUGACAAUCUGCUAUGCUGGCUUCUAUCUUUUGCCUCAGCCGAAGGAAAUCGCUGGGAAAUCCCAUGAAUUCUCCAUCAAUGCUUCGCAAAUCUUCGUCUGCAACGCCUCAGAACUGGCUCAGAGUCAGUGGCUCACCGUGAAGUGCUCGACGAAUUGCUCAAAUGUCGUCCAGGAGUUGGAGGGAUUGGCGAAUCCCAGUGAGAGUGGCCUCUGUGUCGAUGGAAAAGUGCCUGAAUCUCUGACUGGCGUUUGCUUGGCGCAAUGCGAAGAACACUCAGACUUGGCGCUGCUCGAUCCCGGCGCUUUCUGGGCAUUCGUGGUGCUGAUGUGUGUCGGCACGAUCGCGUUCAAUGUGAUCAACAGCCUGAGCGACGCCGUGUGCUUCGACGUGCUGGGCGAGAGUCAGGAGAUGAAGUACGGCCAGCAGAGAGUCUGGGGCACGAUCGGCUUCGGCCUCACGGCGCUGAUCGCGGGCAUUGCGGUGGACUUGAGCACCGCCGGCGCGGUGAAGAGCAUCGCGCCGGCCAUUCUGGUGAUGGUGAUCUUCAGUGUUCUGGAUCUCUUCACGGUGACGAAGCUGAAACUUCCGAAAUUGUCGUCUUCCGAGUCGAUUCUGAAGGAUGUGAUGAAAGUGCUGCGACGCCCAGACAUCUUCAUCUUCCUGGUCUUCGCCACGAUCGCUGGCAUCAUCGACUCCUUCAUCAUUUACUACAUGUUCUGGCAUCUGGAGGAAGUGGCGGCGGAGACGGGCUUCGAGGCCUCUAUCAAGCUCAUCGAGGGCUGCGUGGUGGCUGCCGAGUGUCUGGGCGGUGAGAUUCUGUUCUUCCUGGUCUCCGGGCGCAUCCUGAAGCGCAUCGGCUUCGUGCACUGCCUCAGUCUGUGCUUCUUCACGUACUCCGUGCGCCUGGCGCUGAUUUCUGUGAUCCCCAAUCCGUGGUACCUCGUGCCCGUGGAGCUGUUCAUGCAGGGCGCCACGUAUGCGCUCUGCUACACCUGCAUCGUGGCCUACGCGUCCGCCAUCGCGCCGCCGGGCGCCUCCGCCACCAUGCAGGGCCUCGUGGCCGGCAUGGACGACGGCCUGGGCUUCGCCGUCGGCAGUCUGAUUGGCGGACAGAUGUACAAGCGCCUGGGCGGCCGGCUGAGCUUCCGUGUCUUCGCUGCGGGCGCCUUUCUCACCGGCGUCGCGCACGUCAUCCUCCGGCCGGCGACCAAGAGCAUCCCGCCGGGCGCCAGAGAGCAGUACGAAGUCCCACCGGAGCAGGACAAGGUCGUGACGUGAGCGAAAGUAGCCAAUUUAUACGUAAAUUUUAUACUCUCAGCGAAACUUUUGCAACAUUAAGAAGAAAAUGUUACUUUACACACUCAGAAGAAUAAAGGCGUUUUGAAUGCUCUUAAAAUGGA